UUUCAUUUUGGGAUAUGUCAAAAGUGUUUAUACGAAAUGUUGAAAUAGUAAAACAGAAUUGCAUAGAUGAUUUGAAAUAAAUAAUGUAAAUUGAAUACAUUAUCAUUUUUCAUGCGAUUUGGUAAAAGUUUUUUUGAAUCAAAAGUUUUAUAAUUAUUCGAAUAAUUAAAAAAAAAGAAAAAGUAUCAUUCCCGAUAUUCAAUGGUGUUGUUUACAUUCCAAAAAGAGAUAUUUUGACGACACGUAUGUGAAAAUUACUAUAUGACUAAAAAUUAUUGUAUUGGUUUAUUUACUCGAAAAGUAUUCAAUAAAAUUCUAUUUUUCAAUGGCUUUGUUAUUGUGACAUUUUAAGUUCAACUAAACAAGUAGAUGGCUGACAAAGAAAUAAAUAAAGACAAUAAUAAGUCAACAAAUAAUAUAACUAAUAUGGAAAAAGAACGGGCAGAAUACUUUGGAAAAUUAGAAAAAUGGUUACACGAAGCUUAUGCUUGGCACAGUGUUGCUGCUACUCUUCCACAUUAUCUAAUGUCAGGUCAACUGUUGCAUCCAAUCAAUGGCACUCCACUUUUAACUCAGGUACCUGGAAGUACUAACAGUUCUGCUUCAAGUAAUAACAGUGCUUCACAAAUCGGAUCAAAUGCAUCAACUUGGCAAAAUAAUAGUCAAAAUAGGCAAGGAAAUAGAACAUCUGGACCAAUAGGACGACCAGAAGGGUAUGAAUACCUUAUUCCACCAAUAUGGAAACGUAUUGUGGCUGAAUUAAUCGAUUCUGUAAUGUUAUUUGUAUUAAAGCUUGUAAUUACGUUCGUUGCCCUGGAUAUAUUUAGUGCUAUGAAUAUGGAGCUCUAUACUCUCGAUACCUUACAAUCAAGUCUUCGAAUUGUCGAUUAUAAAAUGGCAAUGGAUGUUGCGUCAAGUAUUUUAAUAUGGGAAUUGAUGCAUCGAUUCAUAGUUUGUGUGUUUGAGGCCAUUUGGCUUCAACAUGGAAUGAAUGGGCGAAUAGGUGGAGCAACACCUGGAAAGUCAGUCAUGGGUCUUCGUGUUGUGCAGUGUCGUAGUAUUACUCCAAUUGAACGUUCGGAUGGCACUGAAGCCGUUCUAGUUUCUCCAGGAACUGACCUGGGAUUACCACUAGCCUUGGGUCGAUCGAUUGUGAAAAAUAUAAUAAUGACUCUAGUAUUUCCUAUUUGUUUCUCACUGUUUUCAUUCAGGUUUAAUCGUACUGGUUACGAUCUUGCUUGUCACUCUCUCGUAGUAGAAGAUUCUUAUAGAACUCCAAAUAAUAACAACAAUCACCUUCAUCAACAAUAAAUUGUCCAAAUAUAUAGAAAAAUUAUUAUUAUUUACUCUAUUAAUAUUUCUAAAAGAAAGAUAUCUACGUGUACAUAAAAUUAUGAAAUA
Chelonus insularis is the source of this 1401-nucleotide messenger RNA. Its product is annotated as protein FAM8A1. The record is from RefSeq and is a predicted model, not a curated record. The coding region runs from base 370 to 1311 and encodes 313 amino acids. Lineage: Eukaryota; Metazoa; Arthropoda; Insecta; Hymenoptera; Braconidae. The transcript is spliced from 6 exons.